Molecule: messenger RNA, 1370 nt
Organism: Anneissia japonica
Lineage: Eukaryota; Metazoa; Echinodermata; Crinoidea; Comatulida; Comatulidae
Product: RNA-binding protein pno1-like
Exons: 7
Coding region: 28-915 (295 amino acids)
Cellular component (GO): nucleolus
Molecular function (GO): RNA binding
Source: RefSeq, a predicted model, not a curated record
AAUCUUAGCAUACUGCAUGGCUGCAGCAUGUUCUGCAUUUCGCCAUCGCGAGUGGAUUGUACGACAUCAAAAAGUAGCAUAGGAGGGCUACAUAUCAUACUUUAUUUAAAUAUUUAUGUCGAUCUAUUGCUAGUUAUGUCAGAUAUACAAAAUAAUGACUUUGUUGAAGUCAAAUCAAAGAAAAGCAGAAAGCGAAGAUUAGACGAAAAGAGUCAAAGCAUGGACUCGAUGGACGAUAAUGCUGAGCCCACGUCAACAACAGAGUCUACUGAACAGCCGCAACUUCCUAUGGAUACGGCGGCAAGAAGUGAGACUGUCCCAUCUAGGCCCAAAUUCCCAGCCCUAAGAGGUGAAAAAUUACUGGAAGGCAGUAAUGAGGUGCGAAAGUUGCCGGUGCCAUCCAACAGAUACAGCCCCUUAAAGGAAAACUGGAUGAAAAUAUUCACACCUGUAGUUGAACACUUAAAAUUACAAAUUAGGUUUAAUUUAAAAACUAGACAAGUUGAAUUGAAGGCUUCUAAAGAAACAACAGAAGUUGGAGCAUUACAGAAAGGUGCAGAUUUUGUAAAAGCUUUUAUUUUAGGAUUUGAAGUUGAAGAUGCAUUAGCAUUAUUGAGAUUAGACGAACUCUUUCUGGAAACAUUUGAAGUUACAGAUGUGAAACCUUUAAAGGGAGAUCAUUUAUCAAGAGCUAUAGGCAGGAUAGCUGGAAAAGGUGGCAAAACAAAGUUCACCAUUGAGAAUGUGACAAAGACAAGAAUUGUUUUAGCGGGAACCAAGAUCAAUAUUUUAGGAUCAUUUCAAAAUAUUAAAAUUGCAAGAACGGCAAUAUGUAACCUUAUUCUCGGGAGCCCUCCUUCUAAAGUUUAUGGCAACAUGCGAGCAGUGGCCAGUCGAUCAGCUGAAAGGUUCUGAAGUUUGCUAUAAAGUAUUAAAAGGAAUUCAAGAACUUAAAAUUGGUUGAACGACUUGGAUUUCAGACUACUCAGAGGGUUUGUAGACUAUGUCCGACUGGCUCUUUGUUGCAAGAACAUUACAUAGGUGGUCAUUUUGCAGUUCACCAUUAUAGUCAUGCUACUUUAUGGUCAGUGGAUGCAUUAGCCUGGAUGACACAAAAGAAGAACUUUAUAGUUUACAUUACUAGGCCUAAUAUAAAUACUGUAUAUAAAUUAGGCCCCAUAUAAAAUGAACAUAUUUUAUAUUUACUUGAGUCAAAUUUGCAGUGUAUCAAGAGAAUAAAUUUCAGACUAUUGAGUAACUAUAUAUUUACGAUUGAAACUUGGACAGGGAACAAUAUUUUAUAUAUAAAAUAUUGAGUUUUAACGAUUUACCUUUGAAGAAAUAAGAUUAAAAUAGUAAUCCAAACAGUA